This is a messenger RNA of Eucalyptus grandis, 2307 nucleotides long. Its product is annotated as probable L-type lectin-domain containing receptor kinase S.5. The record is from RefSeq and is a predicted model, not a curated record. Gene Ontology annotation, biological process: protein phosphorylation. NCBI's taxonomy places the organism in Eukaryota, Viridiplantae, Streptophyta, Magnoliopsida, Myrtales, Myrtaceae. Gene Ontology annotation, molecular function: protein kinase activity; carbohydrate binding; ATP binding. The transcript is spliced from 3 exons. The coding region runs from base 1 to 2094 and encodes 697 amino acids. Gene Ontology annotation, cellular component: plasma membrane.
AUGGAUCCAAAUUCAAUUUUCCCAGUAAACCUUGAUUUCCUCGACAAGCGAUAUAAGAACGUGCAUAGGGCUCUGCACUUUCGAUUAAAGGCUGCGACUUCAAGCAAUCCACUUCAUGAAAUGGGUCUGCGACUCAAGCUCUUCAUCUUGACCUUCCUGCUUUCAAUGGUAUUUUCAGAAACCCAAGGUCGUCGCACAAUAGAGAAGCCAGGGCCGUUUGAUAAAUCUGACCACGAUGUAUUUGAAGUCCUUGGAUCGGGAGGUAUCAACAACGGUGCCCUCCAAGUGACCCCGGACUCUGGUGGGGAUUUCGAUCUCUCAAAAAAAUCCGGAAGAAUUAUGCUCAAAGAGAGUUUCAAGAUCCAUGACAAAGUAGCAAGAGUGGCCUCAUUCAACACCACCUUCUUCAUCAACAUCCAAAAUCGUAUCAGUACUUCAAGUCACGGAGAGGGCAUGGCAUUCGUAAUAGCGCCUGAUCUCGUCCUUCCCCCAGGUAGCGAAGGGCAGUACUUGGGCCUUACCAAUGCCGCCACCGACGGAAAGGCCACCAACCGCCUUGUGGCUAUCGAGUUUGACACCUUCAAGCAAGAUUUCGACCCCAACGACAACCACAUCGGUCUCAAUAUCAAUAGCGUAAAGUCAGAACUAAAUGUGUCCUUGUCCGAUUCUGGCAUCCAGCUUGUGCCCGAGGUUGCAAAAAAUUUCACUAUCUGGAUCCAAUACGAUGGACUGAACAAAAUUCUGCAGGUUUUCAUGGUGGGUGAAAAAAAUCCUGGACCUGCCGAGCGGAGACCAAGCGUUCCUGUAAUGACUAAAAAAGAUCUUGACAUUGCAAAAUAUGUGAAUGAACGCUCCUAUUUUGGUUUCGCUGCAUCGACGGGCAGUGCAAUAGAGUUGCAUUGCGUGCUAGGAUGGAAUCUGACGGUGGAGGGGCCACCGGAGGAUGAGGGUCUCGUGAUCGAGGCAAAGAUUGCCUUGGGUGUUGGGGUGGCCUUUUUGGUGAUUCUCUUGGCAGGAUGGUGGAUACAGCGUACUCUGUACGAGAAAUACAAGACGGCCAAUGACCCAACGAUACGGGGGACCCUCCAGUCCCUCCCGGGGACUCCAAGAGAGUUCCGGUACAGGGAUUUGAAGGUGGCCACGGAUAACUUCAAUGAGAAGAACAAAUUAGGACAGGGCGGUUUCGGUGUGGUUUACAAAGGAUUAUUGUCAAAGGACAGCCUGCAGAUUGCUGUAAAGAGAUUCUCCAGGGACAACAUCAAGAGCAAAGAUGAUUUCUUGGCUGAGCUUACAAUCAUCAAUCGGCUGCGCCAUAAACAUCUCGUCAAAUUACUUGGGUGGUGCUACAAGAAUGGGAAGCUUCUGCUGGUGUACGAGUACAUGCCGAAUGGUAGCCUAGACGCGCACAUAUUCUGUGGAGAGGAGAAAGAAACCUUAAGAUGGGACCUCAGAUACCAGAUCAUAUCAGGAGUUGCAUCAGCUUUGCACUAUGUGCACAAUGAAUAUGAACAGAAGGUUGUGCAUAGAGACCUUAAGGCCAGCAACAUCAUGCUUGACUCUAGCUUCAACGCCCGGCUAGGCGAUUUCGGUUUGGCCCGAGCCAUAGAGAAUGGGAAGACCUCCUACGCAGAGCUCGAAGGUGUACCGGGUACUCUUGGGUACAUUGCACCUGAGUGCCUGCACACAGGUAAAGCCACUAGGGAAUCUGACAUCUAUGGCUUUGGAGCAGUGGUUCUUGAGGUUGUGUGCGGCCAGCGACCAUGGACCAAGAUUGGUGGAUUCUGCUUCUUGGUGGAUUGGGUCUGGUCGAUCCAUCGUGAUGGGCGAAUACUCGAGGCAGUUGACGAGAGGCUGAGGGGAGGUUAUGUGGCAGAGGAGGCGGAGCGGCUGCUGCUCUUGGGUCUGGCAUGUUCACACCCAAAUGCAAGCGAGAGACCCAAAACACAGGCCGUUUUGCAGAUUGCUUCAGGAUUGCUGCCAGUGCCAUACGUCCCGCCAUUUAGACCAGCCUUCGUGUGGCCCUCUGCAGGUGCUGUGGAGGAGAACAUUGAUUCAGAAUAUACAGAUGACUCAACCGUCACGAUUUCGCAUUAGGCCAUUGCUCGCUAAGAUUCUUCCUUGAUAAGUGGGUCACAACUCAUACUUUAACGGAGGGUGGCAUCAGUGCAUCACUUAUAUAUUCUAGAGUGUUUGCCUGCACAUUGACAGUAAUUUUAUCUACCAUGUAAAGAAUUCUCUUUCUUUUUUCCUUCAAUAUGCGGUUAGGAUACCGUGAGCUACUGUCUAAUUUUAUUUUCCCCUUUUUAA